UUCAUCCCCUCUCAUCACGUCUUAUCUCCUUUGCUUUUCUUGCCUUCUUACUCCAACUAUGGCAUCUCAGAUCAUCGACAACAACCGUGAAGGCGCUGAGAUUUACAAGGGAGAUGAACUCUGCAAGAAGAAGUCUAUCGAAUUGCUGGAGGAGCUCUGCCUUCCUAAAGGGCUCCUUCCUUUAGAGGACAUAGAAGAGUUUGGCUAUAACCGUGAGGCUGGCUUCAUAUGGUUGAUACAGAAGAAGAAGAAGAAUCAUGUCUUCAAGCAGAUAAAGAGGGCGGUGUCUUAUGCACCAGAGAUCACAGCUUUUGUGGAGAAGUAUAAGCUGAAGAAGAUGACUGGUGUGAAAACUAAGGAGCUACUAUUGUGGCUCUCUGUUGUUGAAGUCUAUUUUGAGAAGCCAACUUCUGAGAAGCUCACCUUUAAGACUGGCACUGGACUCUCAGAUAGCUUUGUGGCUUCUGCUUUUGAGCUGUAGGAGUAGAUCAAGAGAUGUGUGAAUGAGAUGGAUCUAUUUGGUAUAUGAUGGCAUUACUUAGAUGUUUACUUUUAUUUGAUAAUGUAUUUGGUAAAUUUAUGAUGAUUGUAAUAUUGUGCUUUUGAAUGAAAAUAUUUCUUACCGUAGUA
Messenger RNA from Dendrobium catenatum, 630 nucleotides. RefSeq lists its product as uncharacterized. NCBI's taxonomy places the organism in Eukaryota, Viridiplantae, Streptophyta, Magnoliopsida, Asparagales, Orchidaceae. The coding region runs from base 59 to 481 and encodes 140 amino acids. The record is from RefSeq and is a predicted model, not a curated record. The transcript has a single exon.